AUGGCGACGCUUGUUUGUCGAAAUUUAUCAAAGAUAAAAAUAAUAAGUUUGCCGAUCUUGGCCUUGACUCCUUGGCAGGAAUGGCUUUUCUACCAAAUUCCAUUUACAGGAAAAUUCGUUAUUAAUCCAUAUGAUCUUGUCGAUCAUUCACUUCUAGAGAUAAUCCCACAAUUUCUUACUUUUUUCGAUUUUUUAAAAGUGGAUUUCAAAGGGAAAGCAUUAGAUGCUGAUUAUUCAUUGAUAUCGUUAUCUUCAUAUCGAAGAUUUACUGCGUCAGAUAUUCGUCAGCCGUAUCGCAGAGACUUUUCCAGAAAUAAUGAUCCAAAUCUACUUUCAGAGGAGUACAGUACUGUGAACGAGCCUAGAUAG
Messenger RNA from Loa loa (African eye worm), 369 nucleotides. RefSeq lists its product as hypothetical. Lineage: Eukaryota; Metazoa; Nematoda; Chromadorea; Rhabditida; Onchocercidae. The transcript has 3 exons. The record is from RefSeq and is a predicted model, not a curated record. The coding region runs from base 1 to 369 and encodes 122 amino acids.